Phacochoerus africanus (Common warthog) is the source of this 2238-nucleotide messenger RNA. RefSeq names its product MARVEL domain containing 2 (gene MARVELD2). Gene Ontology annotation, biological process: bicellular tight junction assembly. The record is from RefSeq and is a predicted model, not a curated record. NCBI's taxonomy places the organism in Eukaryota, Metazoa, Chordata, Mammalia, Artiodactyla, Suidae. Gene Ontology annotation, cellular component: cytoplasmic vesicle; apical plasma membrane; bicellular tight junction.
GCGGGCGGGGAGGGGCCGGCGGACCCCGGGGAGGGGGCUCUCGUCCUCCCUCGGCCCCUCGGAGCGUCGCGGGCGCGGCGGGCUUGCUCCUCAGCCCCGCCAUUACCUGCGGCCGAGACCCGCCGCCGGCGAGGUGGGUUGAAUACCUUCUAGGAUACUUUCUGAGUCUCUCCAUGGCAACAGGACAUCACCUCUAAAUGAUUGCUCCGGAAAGAAUGACAUUCGUGGCCAUUGCUGCGGCUCUGGGUUGUACUUUCAGGGACUCUUAACCUAUGGUGUGAACCUCGCAAAUGUCGUCCAAUGACGGAAGACCAAGGAAUCGGGACAGGCACUACGACGAGGUCCCAAGGGAGGUGGACUCUCGGGAUGGCACCGUAAGAACCUUCCAGACGCUUCACAACAGCGAGCUGGCCGUGAGCGCUGAUCCGUUGCCACCACCCCCUCUCCCAUUACAGCCACCAUUCGGCCCAGACUUCUACUCAAGUGACACAGAGGAACCAGCCAUCGCACCGGAUCUCAAGCCGGUUCGGCGCUUUGUCCCUGAGUCCUGGAAGAACUUCUUCAGAGGGAAGAAAAAGGACCCCGAGUGGGAUAACCCGGUGUCUGACAUCAGGUACAUCUCUGAUGGAGUCGAGUGUUCUCCUCCAGCCUCUCCUGCCCGAGCAAACCACCAUUCACCCCGCAACUCCUGCGAAGAUCCUCACGGCGGGUCCCUGGGCAGCUGCGCGUCCCGGAAGGAGGCUGAGGCCAUGUUUCCCCACGACCCCUACGGGUCCCUAGGGCGACACACGCACACCGCCCGCACCUACAGCGAGAAGGUGGAGGAGUAUCACCUGAGGUAUUCCUACAUGAAGUCCUGGGCAGGCCUGCUGCGCAUUCUGGGUGUGGCGGAGCUGCUGCUGGGGGCCGGCGUCUUCGCCUGUGUCACAGCCUACAUUCACAAGGACAGCGAGUGGUACAACUUGUUUGGAUACUCGCAGCCCUACGGCGCGGCAGGCGUCGGCGGCCUGGGCAGCAUGUACGGGGGCUAUUACUACAGUGGCCCCAAGACCCCCUUUGUGCUCGUGGUUGCCGGCUUGGCUUGGGUCACCACCAUCAUCAUUCUGGUGCUUGGCAUGUCCAUGUACUAUCGGACCAUCCUUUUGGACUCGAAUUGGUGGCCCCUCACUGAAUUUGGGAUCAACGUCUCCUUGUUCAUUUUGUACAUGGCUGCAGCCAUCGUCUAUGUGAACGAUACCAACCGAGGUGGACUCUGCUACUACCCGUUAUUUAACACACCAGUGAACGCGGCCUUCUGCCGGGUGGAAGGAGGGCAGAUAGCAGCGAUGAUCUUCCUCUUUGUCACCAUGAUUGUGUAUCUCAUUGGUGCCUUGGUUUGCCUGAAGCUGUGGAGGCACGAGGCGGCCCGGAGGCACAGGGAAUACAUGGAACAGCAGGAGAUAAGUGAGCCAUCAUUGCUAUUGAAAAGAAAAAUGUGUGACCUGGCCACUGCUUGUGACAGGCAGAGAGACCAAGAAGUUCACUGUAAAGAAUUGAGAGCAACAAAAAUGAAACCUGAACUACUGAGUGGACACAUCCCUCCAGGCCACAUCCCUAAACCUAUCGUGAUGCCGGACUACGUGGCGAAAUACCCUAUGAUUCAGACAGAUGAUGAACGAGAACGCUAUAAAGCUGUGUUCCAAGACCAGUUUUCGGAAUACAAGGAGCUCUCCGCGGAAGUUCAGGCCGUCUUGAAGAAGUUUGAUGAGCUGGAUGCGAUGAUGAGCAGACUGCCGCAUCGUUCAGAAAACCAGCAGGAACAUGAGAGAAUUUCAAGAAUCCACGAAGAGUUCAAGAAAAAAAAGAAUGAUCCUACAUUUCUGGAAAAAAAGGAACGCUGUGAUUAUCUGAAGAAUAAGCUUUCCCACAUAAAGCAAAGGAUUCAAGAAUAUGACAAAGUAAUGAAUUGGGACAUACAAGGUUAUUCUUAAAACCUAUUUGAAACCGCUUUUUUAAAACAAGCUUUAUAUUUAUUUACCAUCUUUUUUAUGCCAACCUGUGUGAUAGAGAAGCACAUGCCUCCUGGAUCAGCUUCUGGUUGGUUCAGCUGGAAUGCCAUGUGAAAGCAGUGUGGGAUUUGAGACAUUGUGAAACAAACUGAAAUUUACUAAGGGCUUUUACUAGGCAUAGAAGACAUUCUGUAUUCAUCUGUGUACCAUUUAUCUUAUUAAAACUGAUUUAGAGAUUCUGUCCUUCUAA